UGUCGCACUAUAUGAUAUGUAUUUAAUUAUUUUUUUCCAAUUGAAAUUAGUUAUUUUGUCAUAUCUAAAAAUGUGGAUCUAGUACACCUAAUAUGUUUUUAAUUUCUGCUAGCUCAAAAUCGGUUCCUCAUCCGUUCUUAAAUUCUUCUGAAUUCUCAUGCUAUGUCAUUGUGGAAUUCUUUGUUUCGCAUUUUUCGAUAAUGUCGUGUGUGCCCAAGAUGCGCUCUUACUCCAGUUUUUGACAACUUCCUUGUUUUGGUAGAAGAGAAGAAGCCAUAUUUUUGUGGCUAUGUGGAAUAUUUUUUAAACUUUGGUGCCCAUGGUUGGAGGUGUAGGACUUAAUUUUUAAGGACAUCUCUUAUAUGAGUAUCUGCAUUUGGAUUAGAUGGGCAUUUGGCUUCCAUAUAGUGUAAAGUACAUGGUCCUUUUAAAGGGGUUUCCCUUGAAGAUAUGUUGAGGAUAUGGCAGAGGAUAUGGAAAUUGAUCAUAUUGUGGAUAUUCCUGAUACCCCAGAUAGAUCAAAUCCUGGGAAUGAUGAUCGGAAAUAUAGGGGUAAUCCUGAGAAGAGGGAGAGGGCUUUUCUUGUUGCUGAUGAAAUGACUAACAACAGAAACUAUAUAGCAGUGUCUCCAUCAGACAAACCUUAUCCUUCUCAGAAUGCUUCCAUCUUUAGGAAAGCCCGAUCUGAAAAAGCUUUUGGACUUGGGAUGACACACUCUAAUGGAGCUGAAAAGAUGGAGAAAGGGAAAACUUUAAGAUCCAACUUCCCUUCGAAAUUAUCUCACCGUGGUCAUGUUUCGACUGAAGAGAGUGGACAAUUCCAACAACUGAAACCAACUUUCCCGCAUUGGAUAUCAAGAGAUAAAGCAACUGAAGACAAGAAAGAGCUGAAAUCAAGUAUUGGGAACUCUUCAGUACCAGUCAAAGCUGAUUCUUCUAAUACAUCUAGGAAUUCCUUCACUGGGAAGUGUACACUAGAUAAUAGAACACUUCCAGUUCCUAAUAUAUCUGUGGACCGUGGCAAGAGCAUUUCUCUAUCUAAUGAUUCUCAAUCUCAAUUAAAAACUGAAAAGCUAGUGCCUUUGCCACCUCGUUCUUCCACAACUCCAAGAGGCAGAGGGCACAAGAGAUUGGUUCGAAAUGGGUGCAUUUCACCCCACAAUAUUGCAACAAAGGCAAAACAAUCAGCUGAACAGAGCAGACUCCAAACCAAUUAUGUUGAACAGAACCAUGCUGGGGAUUCAGUGUCUAGAUAUACAAUGUCACCAACUAGUAUUGAUGAUAUAGUUGCUGAAGAGAGAGGCAAUGGUAGAAGGAAAGGAAAGGAAGUACUUAUUCAUCCUUCAUCACAUUCGGAUGGACUCAAUGCUGGAAAUAUUCUCACGGCUAGCAGCCCUUUGAUCAAUAGUGAAGUGGCCACUGGUACCAGUAAUUCAAUAAGAAAUUCACUUGAAUACUCUGAAGAACAAGGUGGUUGGAGAACUACACAUAGUGAGAAAAAUGCUGAUCAACGCUUGUUUGAUGUAAAUGAGCACCAUUCAAGGAGAAAUUACGAUAUUGGAGGCUUUAUUAACAGAAAGAAUAUGAACAGAAUCAACAGAAGAGACACUGGGAGAAGUCAAAAUGGCAACAUCGUUCAUGAUUCUCUAUUAGAUCAUACUCCUGGACCAACUUCUCGAAUCAUUCCAGAGGUUGACCUGUCCACUCCUCCUGCUGACAAAAGGCAAAGGAAACGCGAAUCAACUUCAGGAAAUCCUAAUGAAGCAUCUCGUAAUUCUGAAACUGUAUUCCUCAAUUCAUCUGGGGAAUCAUCGAGCUCAUCUUGGAACCGUGUCUCAGAUCCUGAAGUGAUUGAGUUGUUAUCCACACCUAGGCACACCAUCAGACCUGAUGAUUUAGAUGACAAUAACAAUAGCUUGGAUGCUCGGGCAAAACAAGUAGAAGCUGAUGAGAUAUUGGCACGUGAACUUCAAGAGCAACUUUAUCAUGAUGACUUUGUUGAUGGCAGAGGGAUUGAUGAACAUUUAGCAUGGGAGCUGCAGAAUGCGGAGGAUCAUCAGGAUACAUCUAUUGAUAUGCACCAUAUAUCUCAUCCAACAUGGUUUCCAAGGGCUAAUGGGCAGUCCCGUUCACGGUCUCACCACAAUCCUUCAAAUAGGAGGAGACAUGUCUCUCAAAAUCAUAUAUCCAGCAGAAUGUCACAGUUGCGGAGUCGUAUUACAAACCGAUCUUCAACAUCUAGAGGAAGAAGCCCUCUGUUUCCUAUAGAUAUGGACUUAGACAUGAGACUUGACAUAUUGGAAGCAUUGGAGGAUGCAGUUGGGGAUCUUAAUGAAUUGGGAAUGGGUGAUGACAUCUUUGACGCUCAACGUGAUUUCACUGAAGCCGAUUAUGAAAUGUUAUUGGCCCUUGAUGAGCGAAAUCACCAGCAUACUGGUGCUACUUCCAAUCAGAUCAAUAAUUUGCCGCAGUCCACCAUCCAGACUGACACCGUCACAGAGACAUGUGCCAUUUGUCUUGAGACCCCAGUCAAGGGAGAAACUGUUCGCCACCUUCCUUGUUUGCACAAAUUUCACAAAGAUUGUAUUGAUCCUUGGCUUCGUAGGAAAACGUCAUGCCCUGUGUGCAAGUCAUCUGUCACUUAAUGAUGUUUGGGAUUUAAAUGGUGUUCGUGCUGCAGUGUAUUAUCUCAGCAAUCUCAUUUUUGUCUUUGAAGGUAAUGCAACGCAUGGCAAUUUCAUUUUGCUAGAAGCUGAGAUUGUAAUAGGGACAUGCAUCUUUUUUACAGUGUACUAUUUUAUCUUUGGAUAUCAAAAAAAUGAAUAGAAAUGGUAUAGGAGAAUCUGCAAGUUGGAACUUUUUAUAGUCUGAUAUACUGUUACUGUCCUUUGAAUUAUUUUUAGUUCUGGGAUAUCAAAAAUUGUAAUUGAACACUCCUAGUGCUGGUGAUAAUGAAGUCUGCCAAACAGUGACCAGACUGAACACAAGACUGCUUGAAUUGAAUAUCACAUAUGUCGUUGAUGCAAACACAAGGUUCAUGGAGGCAGGUGCACUGGGAUCCCGAAAUUGAUUUGUCAGCGGUUAUUUUGGUACAGAGUGGCAAUAGCAUGGUUUUUUUGGCUUCAUUUUGAAGGCAUGCUACUUGCACAUAUAAUCUGAAGGCAAUGCCUUGCAGAGUAUCAUGAACCCAGUUGUAACAAUUUCAUUUUGGUUCUGCUUCAUCUGGGUGAUUGAGCUUGAAUGCAUUUUUUUCUGCUUGUAUCUGGGUCCAGCUUUUUAUUUUUCCCAUACAUGAAACCGCAAUUGAAAGAAUACAUUCGCCUGUUGAUGUCAAUUUGAUGGUAAGAGAGACUUCUAUUAGCCUAGAAAAGGAUUCAUUGUUCGAAAUUAUGCGAUUGGUUUUGGUCAGUGAAAACUGAAAUCAUCCUCAUGACAAUGAAGGUUAAAAUUAAAUUUCUUACAUUGUUAAAUGAGUGAGAUGUGAUUAGAAUUGAAUGAGAUAAUUCCCUUGUUUAGAGAACUUUUCAAUCAAAUAAAAUUUGUACUUUAUUUUAGGCUUAAA
Messenger RNA from Lotus japonicus, 3562 nucleotides. RefSeq lists its product as uncharacterized. The record is from RefSeq and is a predicted model, not a curated record. The transcript has 9 exons. Bases 462 to 2645 code for a protein of 727 amino acids. NCBI's taxonomy places the organism in Eukaryota, Viridiplantae, Streptophyta, Magnoliopsida, Fabales, Fabaceae.